This is a messenger RNA of Orcinus orca (killer whale), 2920 nucleotides long. RefSeq names its product RELA proto-oncogene, NF-kB subunit (gene RELA). Gene Ontology annotation, cellular component: cytoplasm. NCBI's taxonomy places the organism in Eukaryota, Metazoa, Chordata, Mammalia, Artiodactyla, Delphinidae. Gene Ontology annotation, molecular function: RNA polymerase II cis-regulatory region sequence-specific DNA binding; DNA-binding transcription factor activity, RNA polymerase II-specific. Bases 333 to 2120 code for a protein of 595 amino acids. Gene Ontology annotation, biological process: cellular response to stress; inflammatory response; innate immune response. The record is from RefSeq and is a predicted model, not a curated record. The transcript is spliced from 10 exons.
GCCCCGCCAGCCCCGGGAGCGGGCCCCAAGCGAGCAGCCUCUCGGUGCCCCGCGCAGCGCGCACUGGCUCCCGGUCCACAACAGCGUCGCCACGCACGGCCUCCCGGUCCUCCGCGUGGCGCUCACUCGCCCCUUACCCUCGCGAGGGGCGGCGGGGUCGGCGGCGGCGGCGGCGGCGGCGGCGGCGACCCAGCGCGCAAGCGCGGUCGGAUUCCCGGCAGUGACGCGGCGGCGGGCGCGCGCAGCGCAUUUCCGCCUCUGGCGAAUGGCUCUGCUGUAGCGCGCGCCGCGGGCCCAGCUGCGACCCCGGCCCCGCCCCCGGGACCCCGGCCAUGGACGACCUCUUCCCCCUCAUCUUCCCCGCGGAGCCGGCCCAGGCCUCCGGCCCCUAUGUGGAGAUCAUCGAGCAGCCCAAGCAGCGGGGCAUGCGCUUUCGCUACAAGUGUGAGGGCCGCUCAGCAGGCAGUAUCCCAGGCGAGAGGAGCACAGACACCACCAAGACCCACCCUACCAUCAAGGUCAGCACAGCGCCCGGGUGGGGGACAUUGAGUCAGUAUGGGAGGGACUUGCGUUCAGGCCCACACAGUCUGUGUCUGGGAGGUGAGCCUGGAAUUUCUGAGCCUCUAGGGUUCUCUCUGUACUUUGGACAGAUCAAUGGUUACACGGGGCCAGGGACAGUCCGCAUCUCCCUGGUGACCAAGGACCCCCCUCACCGGCCUCACCCCCAUGAGCUUGUGGGGAAAGACUGCCGGGAUGGCUUCUAUGAGGCUGAGCUCUGCCCGGACCGCUGCAUCCACAGCUUCCAGAACCUGGGGAUCCAGUGUGUAAAGAAGCGGGACCUGGAGCAGGCCAUCAGUCAGCGCAUCCAGACCAACAACAACCCCUUCCAAGUUCCCGUAGAAGAGCAGCGUGGGGACUACGACCUGAAUGCUGUCCGGCUCUGCUUCCAGGUGACAGUGCGGGACCCGGCAGGCAGGCCCCUACGCCUGUCGCCUGCCCUCUCUCAUCCCAUCUUUGACAACCGCGCCCCCAACACUGCCGAGCUCAAGAUCUGCCGAGUGAAUCGGAACUCUGGGAGCUGCCUUGGGGGGGAUGAGAUCUUCCUGCUGUGUGACAAGGUGCAGAAAGAGGAUAUCGAGGUGUAUUUCACGGGACCAGGCUGGGAGGCCCGAGGCUCCUUUUCACAAGCUGAUGUGCACCGGCAAGUGGCCAUUGUGUUCCGGACGCCCCCCUAUGCGGACCCCAGCCUGCAGGCCCCCGUGCGCGUCUCCAUGCAGCUGCGGCGGCCUUCUGAUCGGGAGCUCAGCGAACCCAUGGAAUUCCAGUACUUGCCAGACACAGAUGAUCGCCACCGGAUUGAGGAGAAACGCAAAAGGACGUAUGAGACCUUUAAGAGCAUCAUGAAAAAGAGCCCUUUCAAUGGACCCACCGACCACCGGCCUCCGACCCGGCGCAUCGCUGUGCCUUCCCGCAGCUCAACUUCCGUCCCCAAGCCACCUCCCCAGCCCUAUCCCUUUACACCAUCUCUCAGCACCAUCAACUUUGAGGAGUUCUCCCCCAUGGUCUUUCCUUCUGGGCAGAUCCCAAGCCAGACCUCGGCCUUGGCACCGGCCCCUGCCCUAGUCCUGGCCCAGGCCCCAGCCCCUGCCCCAGCCAUGGCAUCAGCCCUGGCCCAGGCCCCAGCCCCUGGCCCCGUCCUAGCCCCAGGCCUUGCUCAGGCUGUGACCCCACCUGCCCCCAAGACUAACCCGGCUGGGGAAGGGACACUGACAGAGGCUCUGCUGCAGCUGCAGUUUGACGCUGAUGAAGACCUGGGGGCCCUGCUCGGCAAUAGCACAGAUCCAGCCGUGUUCACAGACCUGGCAUCCGUCGACAACUCUGAGUUUCAGCAGCUGCUGAACCAGGGUGUACCCAUGGCCCCCCAUACAGCUGAGCCCAUGCUGAUGGAGUACCCUGAGGCUAUAACUCGUCUGGUGACAGGGUCCCAGAGGCCCCCUGACCCAGUUCCCACUCCCCUGGGAGCCUCUGGCCUCACCAACGGCCUUCUCUCAGGGGAUGAAGACUUCUCCUCCAUUGCGGACAUGGACUUCUCAGCCCUUCUGAGUCAGAUCAGCUCCUAAAGGGCAGGGACCUGCCCUGCCCUGCCCAGAGCACUGGGUUGCAAGCCCUCCCAAAGCAAGCACUUACGGAUUCGGGGGGGGGGGGGGGGUGUUCUCCAGCUGCCCCCUACUUCUUUGGGUGAUGUCUUUCUGGGGAGGGGGGUGCAUUUUAUUCUUCUAUUGGCAGUAGCUGUCUCUCUCUUUUUGGAGGUGCUUAAGCAGAAGCAUUAACUUCUCUGGAAAGGGGAGAGCUGGGAAAACUCAAACUCUUCCUUCCCUUAUCCUGAUAUUCAGCUCCAGUCUCUAUAGGGAAUUUUGGGGUCCCUCAACCCCACCCUCCAGCUUCUAGUACUCUCCUAGAGAGAGGGACAGGCUGGAGCUAUGGCCUUUGAGGCCACAAAGCCUUAUUACCAAGUGUCUGCCUCAAAUCGUGGGUUCACUUACACCUUGAGCCAAAAUAAUGCCCCUGUUACCAGCCCCUGUGUGGUGCUGGCGUUCUUUGUGCCAAACCACCAGCAUUUGAGGGGCUGGCCUUCCUACCCUGCAGAGGGCUCUGCCAGCUCUUUCCUUGCUGGGCUGUGGUUGAAGGGAACUGGUGGGAUAGCACUGGCCUUCUCCAGGAUCCAGGGAGGUUCUCUCUGAGACUGCUCUGUUCCCCCUUUUCUCAAGUGCCUUAGUAGUAGGGCGAGUUGUUUGGAGGGUCAGGGGGAGAGCAGGCUGACUGCUCUCCAGUCAAAAGGCUCAGUUUUUAGUGAAGAAUCAAAGUGUUUAUAGACUAUUGCUUUUUCUACUCUGAACUAAUAAAUUCAUUGCCAAGCUGG